AUGGCUGCCACUCUCUCAAACCGAAGGACGACGUCUGAGGGCACGCAAGGCCAACCCGAAAGCCAUGCAAGCGGCUCGCAGAUACCUCCGCAGCUGCGGAGCAGGACAUUGAAUCGUUCGGCCACCUUGGAGGGGGCGCCUGUAGAUCGAUCUCUCACUCCUCGACGGAGGGCGACAUUCCCAGCGUAUUCGAACGACGCAAGCUAUUCAUUCAGUCGGUCUGAUGCGAAUGAUAUGGAGGAUUGGUCCUCUUCGGAGGCACUUUGGCAUUGGGACUCGGCACCUCUCGCCUUUAUCGUCUUUCCUGCGCUGGGUGGACUCUUCAUGAAAAAUGGUGGGGCGCACUUUACGGACAUAUCGUUCCUGAUAUUGGGUCUCAUGUUCCUCAAUUGGUGUUUGAAAGCACCAUGGAGAUGGUACCACGCCGCCGAACGGAGUCGCGAUGCGGAGAUGGAAGCAAAGCGGUCGGCGGACAGCCGCGAGGAGAAUGAAGGGUUCCGCGCAGAAGAAGUUAGUGCUGAUACUUUUGGGGUCGCUAAAGGUACGGGAGAGGAAGCGAACAAACCAGAAGAAGCAGCUCUACCCUCACAACACGAUACCAGUGCAGCAGAACGUCUCCUCUCGGAAGAGGAAGCUUGGGCUUUGCUUACCUGUUUUCUGGCGCCAAUAGCAGGGGCCAUCGUGCUACAUGCCAUCCGGUCCCAGCUCAAUCGACCCCCCGACGGCAUUGUCGAAAAUACAAACCUGACCCUCUUCGUGGCCGUGGCAGAAUUCCGGCCUCUUUCGCAUGUUCUUAACCUGAGGACAGCACAUUUGACCCGUGCUCACCGCAUUCCUGAUGCUCAGAAUGGAGCACGAUUGGAUUCGGCGGGCUUGCAGGAUAUUGUAAACCGAGUGACGGAUCUAGAAGAGCGUGUAGCUGAGCCUGUAAGGGUUAUCGCUGACAGCGAGAGUAGCCGAAUGAACGCAGUUGCACAAAAGAACUUACAGUCGCAACUGGACGCUCUCUACCGCGCGGUGCGGCGCUACGAGAAACGGCAUGUUACAUUUGAGCAGAGAACAGAAGAGCGCUUCAAAGCCCUAGAGGCCGAGGUGAAGGAUGCGUUGGCACUGGCAGCAGCAGCGGCUAGGACAGCACACCGUCCGGGAAUGGUCUCAAGAGCUCUGACAUGGCUUGUCACUCUGGCAUCAGACGUCUUCAACACGGGAUGGGCGAUUGUCUCGUAUCCUUGGAGGCUGGCACACUAUAUGAUGUCGGAAGCAAAGUCUUCCUUAUUCGUUGUGAGCCGUCCACGGCAGAGACGUUAG
Westerdykella ornata is the source of this 1308-nucleotide messenger RNA. RefSeq lists its product as uncharacterized. NCBI's taxonomy places the organism in Eukaryota, Fungi, Ascomycota, Dothideomycetes, Pleosporales, Sporormiaceae. The coding region runs from base 1 to 1308 and encodes 435 amino acids. The record is from RefSeq and is a predicted model, not a curated record. The transcript has 2 exons.